AAGUCACCUUGCACGCGUCCUGCCAACAUGCUGCUCUCGUUGGCGUGGCUUGCGCUGGGCACCCUUUUGGUACUGCCUUUCUACCUGCUGCUCUGGUCGCGGCGGGCUCGCCUCACGAGGAAGCUGCCCGGCCCCACCCCGCUGCCCUUCUUGGGCAGCGCCCUCGAGCUUGGGCGAGGGCCUGUCGAAAUGAUGACAAACACUGUCAGACUUUGGAGACAAUAUGGAUCUAAUAUAUAUAAAAUGUGGCUUGGUCCUGAACUCUUUGUUUUCGUCUCGAAUCCCAACCAUUUGGAGGCUUUCAUGGGUUGCCACAUAAACCUUAAAAAAUCUGUAUUGUAUAAAUUUUUAUUCCCUUGGUUGGGUGAAGGAUUGUUGACAUCUUCAGGUAAAAAGUGGAAAAGGCAUAGAAAAAUCAUUACACCUGCGUUCCACUUCAAAAUUCUUGAACAAUUUGUGGAAACCUUUUGUCAUAAUAGUGAAAUUCUUUUGAGGAAACUGGAAGCUCAUGGAAAUGGUCCUGCAUUUAACAUAUACGACUAUAUUACCCUGUACGCUCUGGAUGUGAUUUGCGAAACAACUUUUGGGGUGUCUGUUCACGCCCAAGAAAAUCACCAAUCGCAGUAUGUUGCAGCAGUAAAAGGGAUGGCCAGAGUAAUAAUGGAACGUACGCAAUACCCAUGGCUAUUUUUUGAUGUAAUUUUUCGGUGGAGUGAAUUAAGAAGGAAACAAGAACAAUACCUCAAAAUUCUACACUCAACAACCAACGAGUGUUUUCAUACUGCAGGAGUAAAACACAAGGUAGCUUUCCUGGACUCGUUAUUGACCGCACAGAAUGAUGGAGAAAAACUCACUGAUGAAGAAAUUCGAGAAGAAGUUGACACAUUUAUGUUCGAGGGCCAUGACACAAUUUCUUCAGCAAUAACGUUUUGCUUACGGUUAUUGGGAUUGCAUCCGAACGUACAGGACAGAGUGUAUAACGAACUAGUUGGCGUUUUUGGAAAUUCAAAACGCAAGAGUACGUACAGAGAUCUCCAAGACAUGAAAUAUUUGGAAUGUGUGAUUAAAGAAUCUCUUAGGUUGUUUCCUAGUGUUCCGUUUUAUGGACGCAGAUUAGAGCAAGAUAUGAAAAUUGAUGAAUUGGUUAUUCCUUCUGGGACGAACGUCGGCUUCAUGGCCUAUUGCAUGCACCGGAAUCCAGAUAUCUAUCCACAUCCAGAAAAAUUCGACCCGGAUCGGUUUUUGCCAGAAAAAGUUCAAGGAAGACAUCCAUACGCCUUUUUGGCUUUCAGUGCCGGACCAAGGAAUUGCAUAGGUCAGAAAUUUGCUAUGCUUCAAAUGAAAGCGACAAUAUCAGACAUUUUGAGAAGAUUUAAAGUAAUUACCCCCUCAAAUGUGGUAAUUGAACUCAGCUGGGAAGUAGUAAUUCGAGCUCCAAAAGGAGUUUUCAAGUUUGUGGACGAUUUCCAUAACGACCGUGACAUCCAGAAGCGUGCUUAUGGCGGAUUUAAUCGAUUACAAAGUGAUGCCUGA
Molecule: messenger RNA, 1533 nt
Organism: Gryllus bimaculatus (two-spotted cricket)
Lineage: Eukaryota; Metazoa; Arthropoda; Insecta; Orthoptera; Gryllidae
Source: the annotation of a GenBank genome assembly